AUGUCAUCAUCGGAUAUUUUUGAUGUCUUAAAUAUUAAACAGAAGUCUAAGAGCCCAAUACAUGGCUCUUCGCCGCUUCCUAGUGCUGGCUCAUCAACAAAUCUGACCCCAACUGGAAGCCGUGUUUCGAAGCCACAAGUGACGGGUAUGCAGAGGGAAUUGUAUAACUUAUUAGGGGAUAACCAGCCCCCAGUAAUGGUUCAACCUUCUAGUAAGUUUAAGGAGAAGCUGACGAGUAAAGCAAAGCCCUCUCCAUGGACAUAUGCUGAAUUUAAGCCAAGUGGUAAGAACAAUAUAAGAUUGAGACAUUGGGUAAAGGGCUCUAAGGAUCUCCUGGGGCCUGAACCACAGGAAUCUGAUUUUGCAAAGUUUAGCGUUCGUUUGUCUUUGCCAGAGUUCACAGAAGAAGAAUAUGAAUUGUUUAUGAAGAGUGGUGAGACCAAGAAUACAGAAAAGGAAGCUAAUGCAAACAAAUUAGAUCUACAGGAUAAUGCUGAAAAGCCACCUAUGUCGAAUGUUUCAGAACGAGAAUCUAAUGUGGAAGAUGAGAAGGAGAAAAAUAAGGAAGAAAGUGCUGUUGAAGAGUCUGGCACUGAGAAUGGAGAAGUUGGGAACAGCGGUAAGGUAGAGGCUGAAGAAUGGACGUAUGAAGAAGUCGCCUAUCUUUUUACAUUAUGUCGCGAAUACGAUUUAAGAUGGUUUGUUAUCGAUGACAGAUACCUAUUUGAUGGUAAGAGUAGGCCAUUAGAAGAUUUGAAGGCUAAAUUUUAUGAAGUUUCAAAGAAAUAUUUCAAAUUCAAGGAUAAUUCUGAUGUCAAAUUAGAAUCAUUAAAUUUUUCUAAGGAUAAAGAACUUGAAAGGAAAAAGUAUUUACAAAGAUUAUUAUCGAGAUCUGCAGCAGAGAUUGCUGAAGAAGAAGCGUUAAUCAUUGAAUCGAGAAAAUUCGAGAUGGCAGCAAAGAAAACACUCAGUGAAAGAGAGGCAUUACUACGUUUAUUGGAUUCUCCCAUAUCUACCCAAAAUGUGUCGCAAUAUCUUUCUUCUCAGGGAAUAUCUCAAUUGUACAACAAUCUGUUGUCAGAUAGAACACGAAAACGCAAGAAUGACAAUGGUGUACCUGAGAAUCCAUGGAUGAAGCAACAACAACAUUUUGCCCAACAAAGACAACAAUUGCAACAGACGCAAGAGAGGAAAAACAUUGAGACUCAUUCUCAAGACGGACAGGCGUCCCCUAGAAAGACGAAGAAGCAGAAACAAGAACUUCAAACAGCAAUGAAGAGGAAAAGCGAGGCAGCAUAUGCAGAGACUCUAUUGAAAGAUUUCAGCGCAGAAGAAAGGAAAGCGUUGGGGGUCGUAACGCACGGCGAAAAGCUGUCACCUGGUGUGUAUCUGAGAUCAACGAGAAUACCCACAUACAAACCGGCCUUACAAAACAGAGUUGUCGCCACUCUACACGAACUAGGUCUUCCGGUAAGACCAGCAAUGCCAUCGUUCGAAGUGGUGCAAAGACAGGAAGAACUGUUGAAGAAAAUCGUCACUCUAUUGGACAUGAAGAAGCAUAUAGAUAAGCUUGAAGCAGAAAAGUCAAUAACCAAGUAA
This is a messenger RNA of Kazachstania africana CBS 2517, 1599 nucleotides long. RefSeq names its product Swc4p (gene SWC4). The record is from RefSeq and is a predicted model, not a curated record. Gene Ontology annotation, cellular component: Swr1 complex; NuA4 histone acetyltransferase complex. NCBI's taxonomy places the organism in Eukaryota, Fungi, Ascomycota, Saccharomycetes, Saccharomycetales, Saccharomycetaceae. The transcript has a single exon. Bases 1 to 1599 code for a protein of 532 amino acids. Gene Ontology annotation, molecular function: transcription corepressor activity. Gene Ontology annotation, biological process: DNA repair; negative regulation of transcription by RNA polymerase II; chromatin remodeling.